Molecule: messenger RNA, 5595 nt
Organism: Neofelis nebulosa (Clouded leopard)
Lineage: Eukaryota; Metazoa; Chordata; Mammalia; Carnivora; Felidae
Gene: NARS2
Product: asparaginyl-tRNA synthetase 2, mitochondrial
Exons: 15
Coding region: 1-1434 (477 amino acids)
Biological process (GO): asparaginyl-tRNA aminoacylation
Cellular component (GO): mitochondrion
Molecular function (GO): ATP binding; asparagine-tRNA ligase activity; nucleic acid binding
Source: RefSeq, a predicted model, not a curated record
AUGUUCGGGGCCCGGUGCCUGCUCCGAGCCCUGCGCUCCUGCACCUCAGCCCCCUGCCCGAGACCCAAACCUUCCGCCAGACUGAGCGUUCGUGACGCGCUCGGGGCCCGGAGCACGAAUGGGGAGCGCGUUAAGGUCCAGGGAUGGAUUCGUUCAGUCCGAUCCCAGAAGGAAGUGUUGUUCCUGCAUAUAAAUGAUGGAUCAUCUUUGGAAAGCCUUCAAGUUGUAGCCGAUUCAAGCUUUGACAGUAGAGAACUGGCUUUUGGGAGUUCUGUGGAAGUUCAAGGGCAGCUGGUGAAAAGUCCAUCCAAAAAGCAGAAUGUGGAACUGAAGGCAGAAAAAAUUGAAAUUGUUGGAAAUUGUGAUGCCAAGGCUUUUCCUUUUAAAUAUAAAGAGAGGCAUCCUCUGGAGUACCUGAGACAGUAUCCCCACCUCAGGUGCAGGACUAAUGCCCUGGGUUCCAUACUGAGGAUUCGCAGUGAAGCCACAGCUGCUAUUCAUUCUUUCUUUAAGGACAGUGGCUUUGUCCAUAUUCAUACUCCAAUAAUCACAUCCAAUGACUGUGAAGGGGCUGGAGAACUGUUCCAAGUUGAACCUUCAAGUAAAGUUAAGGUGCCUGAGGAGAAUUUCUUCAAUGUUCCUGCUUUCUUAACUGUUUCGGGACAACUUCACCUAGAAGUGAUGUCAGGAGCUUUUACUCAAGUGUUUACCUUUGGUCCCACAUUCCGAGCAGAGAAUUCUCAGAGCCGGAGACACCUGGCAGAGUUUUAUAUGGUAGAAGCAGAGAUUUCUUUUGUUGAGAGUCUUCAAGAUCUCAUGCAGGUUAUGGAGGGGCUCUUCAAGACUGCAACAAUGAUGGUUCUUUCAAACUGUACUGAAGAUGUUGAACUCUGUCACAAAUUCAUAGCUCCUGGUCAAAAGGACAGAUUAGAACAUAUGCUAAAAAACAACUUUUUAAUCAUUUCUUAUACUGAAGCAGUAGAGAUCUUAAAGCAGGCAUCUCAGAACUUCACCUUCACCCCAGAGUGGGGUGUUGAUCUACAUACUGAACAUGAAAAGUACCUGGUGAAGCACUGUGGCAACAUACCAGUCUUCGUCAUUAAUUAUCCAUUAGCACUCAAGCCUUUCUACAUGAGGGAUAAUGAAGAUGGCCCUCAGCACACAGUUGCUGCUGUUGAUCUUCUGGUUCCUGGAGUUGGAGAGCUCUUUGGAGGAAGCCUCAGAGAGGAACGGUACCAUUUCUUAGAGCAGCGACUGGCCAGAUCAGGACUAACGGAAGCCUACCAAUGGUAUCUGGACCUCCGUCGAUUUGGAUCUGUACCACAUGGAGGCUUUGGGAUGGGAUUUGAACGCUAUCUGCAGUGCAUCUUGGGAAUUGACAAUAUCAAAGAUGUUAUCCCUUUUCCAAGAUUUACUCAUUCGUGUGUUUUAUAGCUGGAAGACCAGUUAAAGAAAAUCACCCUGUGCCAGAGGAAGGAGAGCUCCGUAACAUAAGAGAGACCGCAUCCAUCUUUGUAUCUGCAGUGCCCUGGAGAGUAUCCAGCACAUAGUGGGUACUCAUUAAAAAACUCUUGAAUGAAUUAGGUGUCAUUGAGGUGUCCAAAAAAAAACCCAAAAACAAAAGGAAAAAGAAAUAUGUCCAUCAGACAACAGGGAAAUUCUCCUUAAAAAGUAAUUCCCAAACUGGUGUUUCCCUCUUUAUGUAUCUGCAAUAUUUCAUAAAAUUUUAAACUAGCCUUUAAAGCAUAAAAAUCCAAGUCUGGAGCCUUUGCCUGAACAUAGAACAAAAAGUUAAAAAUUAAAAGUAUAAGUUCAACUAGUAAUGUAUCUUUAGGAGCUGUUACUGAAUGUGAGUUUCUAAGGUGUCUCUCCUGGUGUUGCUUCUAGAGUACAGUAACUAAAUAGAGUUCUCAAGAACUUCGCUCUACUGUUCAUCAUUACAAAACCAGCACCGACCCAUGUCCUUGCACACAGUGAAUGCUCAGUAAAUAACAAAUGAAUAUAUUUGAUUGAGGGGAGAAAUUCACAGCAAGUCUCAGAUGAACUCAGAGUUGCUCAGAUUUUCAGUUAAUUACUGCUAACUCAGUGCCUGUCUCUGUGGGGCACCCCAAAACAAGAAAAACCUAAGAGCUCAUAGUUUUAGUUCCCAUACAGCUGGUUGAUAAUUCUCUGUGUUCCCACAAUCCUUUGAACAUACCUCUUCUACAACAUUGUCCACACACUACUGUAGACCCCUGCCUACCUAUUUCUCUCCCCAGAAACACCCUGAACUUCUUAAGACCCUGGUCUUACUCAUCUCGGUGUCCCUAUGCUGAACUCAUGGUAGUAGGUUCUCAGAAAAUCCUUACUGAGAAUUAAAUAACAAGGACAUAAAUGACCUUUCCUGAGUAACAUGUAUUUGAAUAUAUAGUUUGCAUUUGGAUAAGAGUAUAUGCCUUUCUAAGUGUUUUCAGAGUUUCAAAUGAUAGGUACUGGGUAAGUCCUGAAAGAAAGUAGAUCGGUUUCCAUGCCUCUCUUAAAUACUUGGCAAGGUGUCAGUUUAGUUAUCAAGCCCAUUCCUGCUCUGAGAAUCACCGCCCCCACCGCACCCUAGCCCAUGGAUCCCCUGCAGACAUAGUAGGGACAGGAGCUUCCCUUGCUGAGUGGACUGGCAGUGGAUACCUGACCCAAAAUGGGUGUCAUUUUCCCUUGGAAAAGUGGGAUUGAGAACACUAGAAAGUCUGGACUGGUUGCUUGAACCAGGAAUAUAUAAACUUAGGAAAUGCAGAGCAACCAUGUGCCUCAAGAGACAGAGAAGGCAGUCUGCAGAGAGAAAUGAAGGCACAUGCUCGGAGAUGAAAAACCAGAUGGCCUGUGAGAGACAGACACACACAUCCAAACUGGCUGCCUAGUUUUUGCUAUAUUUAGUCCUCAGUUACUAACCUUCCUGAGGCCAGAUUAUUCAACUUUUUCUUGGGUUCCAUGGGAUGUGCCUCUUUUUUUUUUUUUUUUUUUUUAAACCAAUAAAUUUCCUAUUUGGGCUUAAGGAAAUUUAAAACAGGUAUCUGCUUUUGCAACUAAAAGAGAACAUUAAUACACUAUCUGAUUUAUGGAAAGAAUUCUCAUUACUUUUUGUUGUUGUUGUACUUCCGUUACCUUUUAGUCAUACCCCCACAUUAUCCCAGAAUACAUGUUAAUCAGGAAAUUAUUUAGAUGAGAAAUUCCUGAUAGAUAAGAUGCCAUAGGAGGAUAAGUGAGUGACAUAUUUGCUUUUCAAGUUUCUUGAUACCCUGAGUCACAAAAACAAAACAAAUGAAUAGAUGCUUAUUUACAGAGGGGGGUUGGACAAAUAUCAGACCUUUUUUGAAGUACAAAAUCAGAUUAGAGAGGUUUUGAAGAACCAAUACAUUUGGCAGCUUCCCAAGGCAUCUAUUUUUGAAGAUUCUUUCCAAAACUAUAUAAGAAUGGCUUUUGUCAUAAGCCUUAGCUGGGUUUCAGACUAGCCAAAACUGCCAACUGUAAGAGACUAAAUAAAAAAGCAUGUGUGCCUAGAGCAAGCCAGACCCUGCUGUUGGCCGGCCAUAAACAAUGAAAGUAAGAUAAAAGAUUUUGCUCUUCAGAAACAGUUCCAAAUGUGUUUAGAGUUUUGUGUACCAUAUUCAUUCAACCCUGGCAUGCCGCACCCUGAAUUUAGUCCUCGCUUAAAAUAAUCAUUUUGAAAACAUGCAUGGAAAAUAGGGAACUGGGAACUGCUAAAAUCAUCAUUUGGUUCCGGAAAAUUUUUUCUGAAGAAAAUCUUCGGGCUUUUUCCUAGAAUGUUACGAAAACGUUAACUUAUAAUGAUUACUGCCAACAUAUUUCUAAUCAUUCUAGGAAAAGAAAACAGCAACAAAUAAGUUUCCAGCUCUUUGCACAGUCAACACUCUGGACCUUGGAGAAGCUUGCAUGUAAUUUGACUGCAACUACUUUCCUUUUUUAGUUAAUUGUGUUAAAUGUGCCUCAUAACUCCUAAUCCCGGUGGGGCUGUCAUUUAGAAGGGGCUGGGGGGAAGCUGUUUUAAUUCUGGCUUUUGUUUCAGCCACUAAAUGUAAUACCACAUGAUUGUUGACCCAACAGUAAUCCAGUUAAAAAACAGUCUUCAGAGUUACUGCAUCAUCAAAAUUAACCCUGAUUACAUCAAAUUAUGUUGAAAACAGACCACAGCUGUUUGCCCUGUAGAAGCAACUGCUUGAGAGCUCAUCCAGAAGAUCUAUCUGGGUGUCAGGAAGAUACAUUUUGUUUUUUAUCUUUGUUUCUCGUCACAAAUGUACGAGGGAAACACUAUGUUCUUCCCAGGGUGCUUGGUGGGAGUUGAAAACUUUGUGAUCCUCCAGAAUCCAAAAUCUUCUUAAUUCCAAAGUAGCAGAAAAUCAGAUCUUUUAAGGUUUCAGUUUUCUAUAGAAAGGAUGUCAGAAGAAGGAAAUGUAAAUCUAUUGAGUAUUGCUCUUGUCAGCAGGAAAGAAAUGGAACUUAACUACAGAGAAGGAUGGCGGGGCCUCCUCUGGUAGGCUGCGUCCAGUCAUAUGCUAGGGAUGGCUCAUACCAACCCAUGAGCGCAGACGGUGGUGAAAAAUUUUGCAAGCUGGUUGCUAAAAAAUAGCAUUAUUAAAAUUAAAUAAUUUUAAAUGGAAAGUAACAAGAAUCGGAGAAGAUGGGAGACAGAGUGGAACUCUCAUACAUUGCUGGUAAUGCAAAAUGGUGUAACCACUGUGGGAAACAGUUCAACCAUUCCUUAAAAAGUUAAACACACGGGUGCCUGGCUGGCUCAGUCCGUAGAGCAUGUGACUUUUGAUCUCGGGGCCAUGGGUUUGAGGCCCACGUUGGGUGUAGAGAUUACUUUAAAAAAAAAAAUUAAGCACAGAGUCACCCUAUGAUCCAGCAGCUUGACUCCUAGGUAUAUACCCAAGAGCAGUGAAGACGUAGGUUCACACAAAAACUUGUACACAUAUGAAUGUUCACAGCAACAUUCAUAGUAGCCAAAAAGUGGAGACAACUGAAAUAUCCAUCAACUGAAGAAUGAAUAAAUAAAAUGUGAUACAUCCAGUCAAGGAAAUAUUAAUAUUUGCAAUAUUGCAAUAUUUGCAACAAAAAGAAGAUCUGAUGUAUGCUACAACACGAAUGGACCUUGAAAAUGUUAUAGAAAGUGAAAGAAGUCAGACACAAGAGGCCAUGGAUUCCAAUUAUAUGAAAUGUCCAGAAUUGGCAAAUCCAUAGAGACAAAGUAGAUUAGUGGCUGCCGGGGGUUCAGAUUAGGGGAAUGAAGAGUGGCUGCUAAUGGAUAUGGAAUUUCUUUUGGGGGUAAUAAAAAUGGUCUAAAAUUAGAUAGCAAUAACGGUUACAUAACUCCGUGAAAUACUAAAAACUGAGCUGCACACUUUAAAAGGGUGACUUUUAUGGCAUACGAAUGAUACAUUAAUAAGCUAACUCAUAAACUUACAGUUAAAUAAAUUAUAUGAAAAACAAAGGGAAUAAGUAACCAGAACUAUCAGUUACUAAUUCACUACAUUUUCCUGUUAUCUCUGCUCUGUCUAUUGUAUCUUUAUUUUGGAAGUACUAAAUAAAGAUAUAUUACGAGCA